UAAAUUUGAAAAAUAAGUAUAAUUUGAAAUGGGACUCGGGUUCAAUUAGAUAUUUGGGGGUGAACAUUCCAAUAGACUUGACAACUUUGUUCUCACUUAACUACCUUCCCUUGAACAAAAAGAUUAGGGAAGACAUAAGGAGAUGGGAUCUUUUACCUUUUCUUAAUUUCGGAUCACGAGUGGAAUCGGUCAAAAUGGUUAUUUUGCCGAAAUUGAUGUAUCUCUUUCAAUCUCUUCCAAUAGAUAUACCCGACCAACAAUUUCAGGAGUGGGACAAGCUUAUUUCAAGGUUCAUUUGGCAGGGACGAAGGCCAAGAAUUAGAUACCAGAGAUUACAAUUGACAAAAAUCAAGGGCGGGGUUUCUCUCCCAUGCUUAAAUGACUACUAUACCGCUGCUCAACUGAGGCCAUUAAUAUGCUGGUGCAACCCAGAUUAUCGUGCUAGAUGGAAGGAGAUUGAGGGUGCUAUGUCAGAUAAAUUUCCAAUUCAGGCUGCAAUUGGGGACAAGGAUUUGUUAUACAAUUUAAAGGAAUUGGGAAACCCAUGGAUCUGUUUGUCACUUAAGAUAUGGAACAAGGUAAUAGCUCAAAGUAACCUGAAGGAUGGGGUAAAGGUCUUGAGAUGGUGUGCGUUUGAUACAGAUUUUUUGCCUAAUAGAUGGGACGCAAGAUUUAAGAGAUGGACUUCGCAAGGCUUAACAGCAUACUGUACAUUUUUGCAUAAGGGGACUAUGAAUAGCUUUCAAAAUCUGAGGAGGCAAUUUGGCUUAGAUAAGGAUGAUUUUUACAGAUUCCUUCAGGUCCGGCAUUAUAUUGACCAAAUGCAGAAGAGGUGUACAAUAGUAGGCGGGGAUAACAUUCUGUUAAAAGUGUUUAUAGAGGCUUAUCUUGUUGGCUCUAACCGGAAGCUCAUCUCAAGAAUAUACAAGGGGCUACAACAAACAAAAGGUAGUUCAAUGUCUGUAAAGCAAAAAUGGGAACAGGAAGGAAAUUUUGUCUUAAAUGAAGAAGAUUGGGAGAACUUAUGUGAGAUACAGUGGAAAACUUCCAGUUCAUCUUUAUGGCAAGAGUUUUGCUGGAAAAACCUUAUAUCAUGUCAAAUACUUGUUUCAGAUCUUAAGUGCUGCUAGUAGAAAAGCUAUUACUAGAAGGUGGUUAAAACCAGGAAAACCCACCAUGGAGGAAUGGAUUGACAUUAUCUACGAUAUUUUCAAGAUGGAAAGGAUUACUUUUGCUUUGAGACUGCAACAGGGAACUUUUUUG
Molecule: messenger RNA, 1263 nt
Organism: Etheostoma spectabile (orangethroat darter)
Lineage: Eukaryota; Metazoa; Chordata; Actinopteri; Perciformes; Percidae
Exons: 2
Coding region: 195-1130 (311 amino acids)
Source: RefSeq, a predicted model, not a curated record